This is a messenger RNA of Rattus norvegicus (Norway rat), 8006 nucleotides long. NCBI's taxonomy places the organism in Eukaryota, Metazoa, Chordata, Mammalia, Rodentia, Muridae. The record is from RefSeq and is a predicted model, not a curated record.
CUCAGAACCACAUCAGUCCAGGCAGAACUACCCACGUAGGGAAGUGGCAGCCAGUGGGUGUCUGCCCUCUGGGUUGCUGGGUGCCGAGCUCUUCCGGCCCUGCCUGCCAAGCUUAGCUUUGUUCAUUCAGAGAGAUCAUCUUUCUUUCAGUGCCACCAAUGCACUGGUGCCUGGAGGCAGUGGGAGCCAGCAUCCUGUGACACGCCUGGUGAAGCUGUGCAGACAUUUCCAGAACACAUUUCACCCCCACCUCCCAUGACCAGACCCCGCAUCUGUGUUCCUGAACCACUGUACCCUCAAACUCCAGAGCAUGGUUCUCUCAGGACCCCUCAACUCAGAAGCUGAGGCCACGAGUACCUUCACUCAGGGUCUUGCCUGGAGUUUUAUAGCCAUACUCUAAAUUCAGUGAGAUCCUCUAGGCAGGGUGGCUGCCUCUGCUGCAAACUCAAACUGCAAGCCCUACAGAUGGCCUGAGAGGAGCCAGGCAGCCUCAAACAGAAACACCGAGGCCAGACGUUAGAACUCAAACACUGGGGCUUUGGGUUUUAGCUCCUAAGCUUAGAGACACACAGCAAGUGCUCAGAGAUGCCCACAUGGUCUCAGCAGGCUGGCCCGGGUCCAGGGAGCUGGUGCCAAACCCUUUUGGUCCCAACUUCCCCCCGGCACUUUCUGACCCAGCUACUCAAGUCAAGUGGGUUCUGUGGCCAGCUCUAGAAUGUGACCAGUUAAAUGGGGGCCUCUGGCUGCCUUCCAACAGGACACAGGAUGUGUGUGGACAGGCUGACAACCGCAGGGCAGAAAGAGGCAUAAGGGGAUGCCAGCCAAGGUGUCCACCAGAGACAAUGGUGCUGGUGGUAUUAGUGCUAGGCCUGGCGCUGGACCUGGCCAACGCGCAGUUCAACUUGCACAUUGCCGUGGGGAAAAACUACAAUAUGGCCAGGAUUUCUGGGGUCUGGCACCUUGUUUCCAUGGCCUCAGACAACAUGACGUACAUUGAGGAAAAAGGAGACCUGAGGCUCUUCAUCCGGAACAUCCAGUUUUUAAACAACAGCAACCUGCAGUUUGACUUCCACAUCAUGAUACACGGAGAAUGUGUAGCCGUGACCGUGGUCUGUGAGAAGACUAAGAAUAGUGGGGAGUUCUCCAUUGCCUAUGAGGGGGAAAACAAGGUGCUGCUCGUGGAGACUGACUACACAAUGUAUGCCAUCUUCCACAUGCAGAACAUCAAGAACGGGACCAGGACCCAAGUGCUGGCGCUCUAUGGUAACCUGACCCUAUCUGCUUGGGAAUCCCAGCCUCUGGCAAGGCGUCUUCCAUGGGUUCUCGACACGUUAUGGAAUGGUGCCUGCUCUCCCAACAAAAAAGUCCCAAAUUUGUCCCCAGGGCGCUUCAUGCAGAUUGACGAGACUUACCAGGAAAGAUUUGAAAACAUCUGUAAACUGUACGGGCUGGGCUCACAAAACAUCAUCGACAUGACAAACAAAGGUAGGGUCCCCUUCUCUGACGCAGAGAGGCCCGGAGAAGGCAGCUUACCGCCUGGUGUGGCUUGCACAGGUGCCUUGAGGAUUGCGGUUGGUGGUCAGGGAGGGGCUCGGCAAGCCAUCUGACACCCCCUUUCUCCCCAGAUUUUUGCUAUUUAUAGACGUUAAGAGGAGCCAGCCAGGCCUUCUGGUAUGUGAAUUUUGGUUUGAGUACAAGACAGCAGCUCCGGGGUGUUGGGAAUGGGACAGGGUAGCACGGAGCUGGUGUCAGAAGCGGGGGGAGGUCCACCUCAGAGUGACCGUGAGCUGCACAUCUCAAAGCUUAUACUCCGCCCAUCACUGGGUUGUCCUGCUGGAACACCCAGCUCUUUGUAGAAGACUGCGUAUUGUAUUCCCAGAGUCAGGGUUGUAGUGGGGCCUUCAUAAUGUGUCUGAGAAGAGUGGAAAGCUUGGCCCUGUGAAACGACCCUGGACGCCGUGUGCGGCAUACAAAGCUUGGGGUUUACUGCCUUGCAGCUUUGCACCCCAGAGACCUGAGAUCCAGGCACUGUGGAGCCAGCCCUGGGCAUCCUCUCUCCGAUGCUGGCCUGUGGUCAUCUGUCCAUGGCCUCGGUCUCGGUCUUCACAGGACCCUGUGUGUCUGUAUUUCUUCCUCUGCCUUUAGAUGUAAGCCGCCCAGGCAUCCAAACUGAUCUUACCUCAUGUACGAAGACCUUUGCCAAAUAAAUUUCCUCCUUUAGUUUCAGAAGGAAGACUGGCACGUGUUUAGGGACGUAGCACGUGGCACUUGGAGAUCCUUUCUUGGGAACAGGCCUCCAUGGUAGCAAAGAUCAUCCUCAGAGUUUCCAAGAGACUAGCCCCUGUUAAAGCAUAAUAAAACAGGGCACGGCCGGUUCCUGUGUCACCGCUCCACGUUGGACCCCUGGGACUCUCAGACCCAGGCAGUCGCAACCUGGUGUUAGUUUGGUCACUGUAGAGCCUUACAGAACUAACCUUAACGUAUCUCAGUGGCGGCUGGCUUCAGUGAGGCACCACACCACGUUAGCCUAGCUAUCUUCUGGCCCCAGUGAUCUCUCCACUCCCAUUGCUACUCACCCUGGCCAGCAGGAACUCUGGUCUCAGCUACCGGGCAAUAUCAAGACUCAACAAACUGUAACCCAACAACCAGAUGCUAAAUACUCAAUGUACAAUACAGCUGUACAAUAUACAGCCAAUUGAUACAGAUAUAAACCUCCCACCUAGAUAAGAUAUAAUUUGCUCAUCUAGAAACACAAAGUCCUGUACACAUCCAUCCCUUAAGAAUAUUCAUAGCAACUUGUAAAUGUGCAGAGAAAAAUCUUAACAUUGGCCACCAUGUUCUCUUGGCUGCCCCCUCUCCUCGCUCAGGUGUCCUCUUCCUCUCUAAAACUUUUCUCCCACCCAUCCUUCCUUCUCAUCCAAUGACAGGCCUUGUUCUAUCCUGUACCUGCAUAAUGACAUCAAUCUAUACGCCCCAGAGUCACCUCUUAAAGGACCCUGCACACAGGCCCAUGAGGUUCUAUGGAGACAGGGCCUGGAAGACCCAGUCUUCAGAUGAGAGGCUGAGACCCUGUCUGAUGAGCUCUGGGACUAGAUUCCCUGGGGACUAGUGAUAGCCACCCACCUGGGAUAAGGGCGUGUCCCGUGUGCUGGUGAACAGGCAGGAUAGAAGUUACAAUGUUUUAUGGGCUGGGAGUGACUCUCCUGGGCUGCAGCAGAGAUGUGAACAAUGUAUCCACAUAGUCUGUAAAGACGUUCACAUGUUCAUGACCACAGUCUGCAGCCGAUGACACAUUCUAGCAAGCCAGGGCCUUGGGCCUGGGGCCAGCAUAUAAAGGCGUGAUGGCGAAAUUGUAGAAAAGGGGCCAGAUUAGAAGACAUGGAGUCAGGGAGUGAGUGUGGCUCCUGAGGGGCAGCACAAUGAUCCCAGCUGCACUGCCUCCAUAGGACAGAGCAGUGCAUAUUCAGCCAUACACAAAUGACAAAAUGCUCAGCACCAAACACACAUUCUCACACACAAACACACCCACAUACACAGGCAUACAUGAACAUGCACAUGCUUAUGUGCUCAAACAUACAUGUGUUCAUUCAUAUGUAUGUGUACAAUGCAUGCUUAUAUACAGGAUCACUCACAUACACAUAUACAUGCUCACAUACAUACGUACAUACAUACAUACAUACAUACAUACAUACAUACAUACACAUAUACACAUGCCCACUCACCAUGUGCACACAUAGGAGCCUAGUGCCUACUUCAAGAUAUUUCUUAGGACACAGUCUCUUACUGGAGUACUCCAGCUGUGGGACAGCAAGGCCCGUGGGUCUGAGUCACCUUCUAAGGACUGGUAGCAGGCAGAGUGGUCAGGUGGAAGGUACCUGGCACCCCUAGGCAGCCCAGCCUGUGGACUAUUUGGUGCAGCCUGCUUAACCACAGCACAGAUGUGCAGGAAGCCAGCCCCAUGUUCAGGGCCCUCCAAGGAGGAGAGACGGCACUGGUGCUUUUGUUAGCUUCCUUGUACCUGCAGCUGUAAGGGUCCAUGAGUCACUGAAGAAUGAUACGGCAGACUCAAGGAGUGAGCAAAAGCAAAGACCACUUUAUCCUGCAGAAGAUCAGCAUACUGGGGUCUCCCGUUACCAAGAUGGAGACACACCGGUGAGUUUGCAGACCCAACUUAAAGUACAAUAGGGGAAGUCCACAGAGGGGUAGGUGACCUCUAUGUUAGUCAUUGCUUCUGUCUCCAGGGACAUUCCAGAACCACUGCUGGGGAGUUGGGGGGUGGGGGGACUGGAAACUGCUGCUGACCCAUUCUCCUUGCCUCAGGCCAGGUGAGGGAGCAGCUUCUGAGGCCUGGACUUGCCCAGUUCUUGGAAACAAAGAUUUAGGCCUAGUCUCCUGAACUGCCAAUCUGAAGCCUGUCGUGGAGUCAGCCUAGCCUGUCUCGCAGCAAAGUUACCCUAAGGAAGAGAGGGUUUAUUUUACGUCACACAGGCAAGGUUCCUUGUGGUGGGAAGGGAGCAACAGCAGGGGCCUGAGGCAGCUGUCACUCAGGAGGCAGAGAGAGGUGGGUGGUGGUGCCUAUCUACCUCACUUUUUGAUUCCAUCCUGGACCCAGCCCAUGGAACGCUCCCUCGGAUAUGUAUAGUGGGUCCUUCCAUCUCAUUGAGCUCAGUCUAGAAACUUCCUCACAGGCAUUCUCGAGGGUGGUUUCCAGGAAGAUUAUAGAUACUGUCAAAUUGACAGAAUUGAUCAUUACGUGUGGGAAUCAGAGUAAUGGCUGGUCUGAAGAGUGGCAGGAAGUAACUGAUGAACACAUGCAGACCACAGAGAGACCUCUGUCCUCUCCUACAGGGCUGCGUGAAGGACAUAAGCCCAUAGCCACGCGUCCCCAGGUCCCCAUGUUCUCUUCUGCACAGUCUAGGACUGGUCUUGCCUUAUGGGCUCUUGUUCUACACCCGCCCCCAUAGAUAAGGAAACAGGACAGGAAUCUUAGACAUCUGCCUCCCCACCCCACUGGACUCCAAAUAAUGCCACUGAGGUAGAAGGCCCUUGAAUUUUACCUGUGCUUGUUUCCCAUCCUCUGAGGAGCAUGGUGCCACCAACAAGUCCAAAGUGGUGGCCACCACCUGCUCACCUGGUCCAAUCAGCAUAAUGUCAUCAAUAGAGUGCACCAAUGGGAUAUUUUAUAGAAGAGACAAAUGAUCAGGAUCCCUCCCAAGUUGUGACACAAGGCUGGAGGGUUAAUAAAUCCUUGAGAUGAAACUAAAGGAGUACUGUUGGCCUGGCCAGCUCAACGUGAAUUGCUUCUGGUGAGUAUUAAGGGUGGACACUGAGCAUAGGGCGUUUGCUCCAUCAAUAACUGUGCCGUGUACCAGGCUAUAUAUAGGGCACAGGGGCUGUGCUGUCAGACAGGUAUGAGAACUGGUAAGGUGAGGUGUGAUCAAACCUUGGGGAUCUCAGAGAUCUCAGACAGCCCUCCCUGCCCUCUGUGCCUGCUCUGGAACGUGUAAUGAUGAGCCCAACCUGAGGGGACCACUGGGAGUCAGUCAUGUAAUGCAGCACCUGGAGCUCCUCUCCAUGUUAAUGAAGCACCUCAGUAGCCUUAGCCUUCAGCCAAUGAGCUUCCCCCCCUGGAUAUUCCCAUGCCCUUCCUUAAAAUUAUAUAAUCCCGGGUUUACCCCGAAUAACUUGUAUGCAUUCACAACCACCCCAGUAAAGAAAUAUGAGGAAGCCAAGGUCAUCUCAGAGAGCUGAUUCAUUAAAGAUUCGCAUGGGGAAGGAAGGCCUUUACCUAAAAGAACCCCAACACUAAGAUUCAAGAAGAAAGCCUUCUGGUACUAGCUGUCUCAGCUCUGCUCUCCCUUUCAAGUGGCAUACAAUGACGCUUUUGUGCCCCAAGGGGAGACACAGACCUCGGACCCUGCUGCUGAUGUCCUCUCUCCAGGCCAGUACAUUGACACUGCCUGGGCACCCUGAACUACGGCGUUCGUCUCCUCCGGUCUGAUGUGUAGCCGCAUUCUCAGACCACGAAAGGAGAGCGUGGGCUGCAGACUCCUGUCCCAGAUUUUGCCCUGCUGGUUCAUUGGCAGAGUCCAGACACCACCAGCAGGCAAAGAGAGGCAGAUCUCAGGACCCACAACAAACCCAAGAACCACACCAGGAGAUGUGACAAUGUGCCCAAGUACACACACCACAGUAAAGCAGCUACAGUCAGAGACACUACAUGAUUGAAUUGUCCAUAGUCAAUUGUCAUUCACGACCCACCUGUCUUCUGCACUGCCCGGAUAGGAGAGUUAAAAGGGGAUGUGGGACCACCACCCCUGCAUCGUUCAAGGCAUUGAUGGUGGCACUAACUCCUACAGUUCUUCCAGGGAUGCGAUACUGGUUUUGAUUCGUUCUUUUCCCCAAAUGAGGCAACCGAAGGCUUCCGUCUAGCCUGUCCAACCAUAGCAGCCCUCACUCCACAGGCCAGGGAACCAGUGUGAGGAUUCUGUCAACUUCUAAGUCUAUCCCAUUUACACAUUCUGGGACCAGGGGAAAUGACCACAGGAUGAAUUCAGGGACUCACUAGACCUACUGUGAGUCAGACUUCAGCCAAAACUCCAUUCAUCACCUGUCCUCCAUAAGCCCCUACUUUAACUGGGGGCCACAGUGUUUCUUGGGAUCUCCCAGAAUCAGUGUCAUUUCACCACCAGUAUCCAGUAGACUCUGUAGAGUCUGAUCGUUCCAUUUCCCCACAGUGUACAGUUACCUGACAAAGGCCAUACAAAGGUCUCUCUGGGCAAGGACUGGAGAAAGGCUAACAAUAAAACUUCUAGUUACUUUAUCAAGAUCCUUCCUCAGGGGAAUCUGGGCGUCCCUACACUUAAGGGGUUCUGUGUCUGCAAACUGGCUCAAGUCUAGAAAUUUAUUCACAAGCAAGAUUCUAACUAUUGCCAUGAUCCGAUGUGGCCUUCGUUUGUUUUAUAAUUUUUUCACUUAUACAGAUCAAACAAAACUUCAGUAGGCUUCUUAUCCAUCCCACGCCUGGAAACACCAUGACUGAUUAGCCAGCACCAAAGGACCCGACGAGUGAUGCCACCACGGAGUUCACUUUGCCUGUCCUGGCCAUUACGGUCGGCCAUUACUCAGGGUCAGACAUUGUUUUGUCUGUGCUGCCCAUUAGGACAUCUACAAUCAGCUCGCCUUUCACGGUUCACUGCUGCCAUCUGGCCCCUGCUACCUUGGGUCCAACUAAACCUGCAGCAUUAAUUCAUUCAACCGGGCAGCAGCCCCUCCAGCCCCAGAGUCUGGCACAGGAAAAAGGGCGACCAAGCUCCUCAGAUGCUGGUGCUCCUGUCGACAUUUUGCAUCUUAUAGGAUUCAUGAAGGGCUUUCUUCUGGGCCUUCCACUGUGGACGGUAUAGUUUCACACACUGUACCAACUGUAGCCUUGCAAUUUCCUUGAACCUUACAAUCCCUCAUCAACACUAAACCAAGGGAUAACAGGUAUCAACAGCUCCUUGUCAGUAGGCUGUCUUCGGACAAACACUUUGGACAAACCUUUUUUUUUUUUUUUAAACUGUGUGUGCUUCCAAUUAAACCUAGAAUUUCCACUAAAAGGGCCCAGGUCAAUAAACUCGGUCUCCAGUUUAUGUUUCUUACAGUAACAAGGGCUGCAAAUUGUCUACAGUGACUCCAUUUUGUCACCUUAAAUGAACUUUGUCUUGAUAAAGUACCAGCAACUGUAAGGGAGUCCAAGAAAAACAAUUCCAGGAAGAAAAACAACUCAAGGCCUUGACCUGACCUAACAGGCCUAGGCCUGACCUCCCUACUUUUGCUAAUCUCGGUCUGGCUUUCUGUAACUGUUUGCUUAGCCUGUAGCUGUAGGAAGGGAACCAUGAGGGCUUUCCAGCCAGGACACAGUUUUCUUGCUUAAAUAGGACUCUGGGGAAGGCUCACUUCUGUACUUGAGUACCAAGUCCCCAGAUGUAGUCGCCAGCUGGCUACAAUAAAUACUUUCACUAGUC